GACUAGCCCACGCAGGCUCACACCCCUCUCCGGGUCUCUGGACCUGCCCUGCUCACUCCCUCCAGCCCGCCAUCCCUGGCUGAGGCACCUGUUCCUGGUGGCGCAGAGCGCGCGGCCUGAGCAGCGAGGAGAGCGGGAGCCCAGCAGAUCGCGGGAGCCCAGCUUCGCAGCGCACCUGGUGGUGAGCAUAUCCUGGAGGAGGAGAGGACAAGGUUAGGCCCAGGAAUAAUGGAGUCCAAAGAUCAAGGAGUAAAAAAUGUCAACAUGGAAAAUGACCACCAGGAAAAGGAGGAAAAGGAAGAAAAGCCGCAAGAUGCUAACAAAAGGGAGCCGCCAGUGGCCCUGCCUUUGGAAGCUGGCGAAUACUGUGUACCUAGAGGAAGUCGCAGGCGGUUCCGUGUUAGGCAGCCCAUCGUGCACUAUAGAUGGGACCUGAUGCAUAGGGUUGGAGAGCCCCAGGCAAGGAUGAGAGAUGAGAACAUGGAAAGGUUUGGGGAGGAUAUGAGACGGCUCAUGGAGAAGUUGAGGGAAAGGCAGAUGAGCCAUAGUCUGCGGGCAGUUAGCACUGACCCCCCUCACCAUGACCAUCAUGAUGAGUUUUGCCUUAUGCCCUGAAUCCUGAAGUUUUAUCUGAAGAAGAUGAUAUGGGGACCCCUGAUUCCAAAACUUACAUGUUUGUGGUGUACUGUUUUAAAAUUUUUGAGGUUACUUCUUUCAUGUGGAUCUCUUCCUGUUACCAGCUUCUAAUUAGAAUUUGUGUUUUGACUCAGUCUGUAAUUCUUUUGUUAGCAGAAUUUAUCAGUUGCAUGAAAAAUGCAUAUUACAUAUUGUGAAGUGAAUAAAGCAGAUUAAAAAG
Messenger RNA from Phodopus roborovskii (desert hamster), 856 nucleotides. Its product is annotated as protein BEX2. The record is from RefSeq and is a predicted model, not a curated record. Gene Ontology annotation, biological process: signal transduction. The transcript has 3 exons. Gene Ontology annotation, cellular component: cytoplasm; nucleus. Bases 229 to 615 code for a protein of 128 amino acids. Lineage: Eukaryota; Metazoa; Chordata; Mammalia; Rodentia; Cricetidae. Gene Ontology annotation, molecular function: signaling receptor binding.